GGGUUUCGGAAUUAGUAGACGGUGUUUACACAUAACUCGAGGGAAAAUGAUGCUGGAGCUCCAUGAGCUCCAAUGCUGAAUAAAACGGUCGAGCGCAGCUAUAAAAUCGGGUAAUUGAAUAAACCGCACAAGCCCCAAUUUCACCCAAUCAAACCCCACCAAUUGUCAACGCAAGGUGGGUCCCGGGCCAUUGAGCAGCAAGACUGGGGAGCUUGCCAAUCGUCAAUUGAUUGACGACGACGAACCCAAAACUGAAGAUAACCUCCCCCUCGACGUCGCCGCCGGCCACCCCCUCCAAUCACAACCUCCGUCCAUUGCUCAACCACCCAUCUAGUCCACCACCGCAGCAAUGGCGAGCAAGCUGGCCCCCGUCAUGCAGACCGCCCUCCGCUCCGUGAGCAGGGUGGUUGCCCCCUCCUCGUCACCACUCCAGACCCGCGCCAUCUCCAUGUCGGCGAGGAGGCAAAGCGACACCCUCAUGGUGCACCGCAACACCCCUAACAACAACCCCUCCAUCCCCUUCAAGUUCACCGACCAAAACGAGAAAAUUAUCACCGAGAUUCUCAAGCGCUACCCCCCCCAGUACAAAAAAGCAGCCGUUAUGCCCCUCCUCGACCUCGGCCAGCGUCAGCACGGCUUCACCUCCAUCUCGGUCAUGAACGAGGUCGCCCGCAUCCUCGAGAUGCCCCCCAUGCGCGUCUACGAGGUGGCCAGCUUCUACACCAUGUACAACCGAACCCCCGUGGGCAAGUUUCACGUCCAGGCUUGCACGACCACCCCCUGCCAACUCGGCGGCUGCGGCUCAGACGCCAUCGUCAAGGCAAUCAAGGAACACCUCGGCAUCAAGCAAGGCGAGACCACCCCCGACGGCCUCUUCACCUUCAUCGAGGUCGAGUGUUUGGGGGCGUGCGUCAACGCGCCCAUGGUCCAGAUCAAUGACGAGUACUACGAGGACCUGACUCCCGAGACCACCAAGCAGCUCCUCACCGCGCUCAAGGAGAGCUUGAACGAUGCGAGCAAGGCGCCCAAGCCGGGUCCUGUGAGCGGGAGGGACACUUGUGAGAAUAGCGCGGGACUGACGAACCUGACGAGUGAGCCUUGGGGGGUGGAGACUACCAGGUCAGAUUUGUAAUUUUUAGAGAGGGGGGAGUGGUUUGAUUUUAUGUGAUUGCAAAACUAGAUGUUUUCACACUACAACAGGGCUUAUUAUAUGAUGUGAUGAUGAUAGAGGGGGACGAGGGGAUGAGUGUACAAAAAGUGUUAACAGACAUUCGCAGCUUGGAAAGCGGGGUCAAGAAUAUAUAGGACGGCCCGA
Molecule: messenger RNA, 1315 nt
Organism: Podospora bellae-mahoneyi
Lineage: Eukaryota; Fungi; Ascomycota; Sordariomycetes; Sordariales; Podosporaceae
Gene: NUO24
Product: NADH:ubiquinone oxidoreductase 24
Exons: 3
Coding region: 350-1132 (260 amino acids)
Molecular function (GO): oxidoreductase activity
Source: RefSeq, a predicted model, not a curated record